Molecule: messenger RNA, 2110 nt
Organism: Bacillus rossius redtenbacheri
Lineage: Eukaryota; Metazoa; Arthropoda; Insecta; Phasmatodea; Bacillidae
Product: cytochrome P450 4C1-like
Exons: 1
Coding region: 8-1567 (519 amino acids)
Molecular function (GO): oxidoreductase activity, acting on paired donors, with incorporation or reduction of molecular oxygen; monooxygenase activity; heme binding
Source: RefSeq, a predicted model, not a curated record
CCCGACCAUGUCGCCGCUAGCGCUGCUGUGCCUGGCGCCCCUCCUGGUGUUCGUCGUGCUCUUCGUGCGCUUCCGAUGCAGCCGCUACCACCGCCUGAUCUCCGAGAUCCCCGGGCCACGGGGACUCCCGCUGAUCGGCCAGCUGCUGACCGUCAUGGCCUCCACGGACCGCCUCAUGGACUUCCUCAAGGAGCUGUGCCAGGUGUACGGCUUCACCGGGGCCGGCUGGAUCGGGCCGUACGCGUUCGUCUGCCUGGGCGAGCCCGGCGACCUGGAGAUCUUGCUGAACAAGAACGAGUGCCUGUCAAAACCCGUCACCUACAAGCCGCUGGAGCUGUGCUUCGGGUACAGCGCCAUCACGGCUUGCAGAGCAGACUGGAAGAGGUACCGCAAGUUGAUGCACCCGUCCUUCAGCACCCAGACUCUCGAGACCUUCGUCCCCGCGUUCAACAAGAAGGGCGAGACCCUCUCGCGGGUGCUGGAGAAACGAGCGGGCGGCGAGGAGUUCGACGUCCUUACCACCAUGAUGCUCUGCACGCUGGACAUUGUGACGGAGACGAGUCUGGGAGCGGACAUGGACCUGUUGGAACAGAACAAGGUGGAGCUGGCGGACAGCUUCGACGUCGCUCGCGAACUGCUCUACUUCACUGUGCUUCGUCCUUGGUACUGGAUACCUGCCUUCUCGAAGAGGACGUCCACCUACAAGAAAAUGGCGAGCGGCCUGAAGGCUCUGUGGGAUUUCACAGACGACGUGAUCGUUCGCAAGUUAUCGCUGAGCGAAGAAGCCGAUGCCGGCGUCCGCGAGGACGAGGCGCGCGACCUCGAAUGCGAGCCGAGUCCGCGGAAGAAGCGCAUGGGUUUCAUUGACCAUGUGAUCUCGUGCAUGAGGCAGCAGAGCGACCUGCUGACGCGGACCGAGCUCAAGGACAACACGUUCACGGUCAUCAUCGGCGGGAUGGACACGUCGAGCAUAGCCAUGUCGGCGCUGCUGAUGCUGCUGGGCUUGCACCGCGACGUGCAGGAGAAAAUCGUGGACGAGCUGCGCGACGUCUUCGACGACGACGUCCGCCGGGAAGCGACGGCCGACGACCUGGGGCGAAUGGCGUACCUGGAGCAGGUGAUAAACGAGACGUUGAGGUUGUACCCGCCGCUGCCGGCGGUCAUGAGGGAAGUCGAAGACGAGGUGAAGCUGACCAAGUACACCCUCCCCAAAGGUUGCGUCGUCGUGAUACCCAUGUACCUCGUCCAUCGGAACCCGGAGUAUUUUCCCGACCCCGACAGGUUCGAUCCAGACCGCUUCAACGUUGAAAACAGCGCCAACCGCCACCCGUACAGUUUCAUCCCAUUUCUGAGCGGGAAGAGGAUGUGCAUAGGUAAGAAAUACGCGUACAUGCAAAUGAAGACGUUGUUGUCAACUCUGCUUAGGAAGUACGAGGUGCUUCCUUCCUGCACAAGAGAAGAAAUGGAACGUGUGCAGUUUAAGCUGACGUUGAAUUUUAUCAAUGGCUGCAAAGUUAAACUUACUCCCAGAAUAUGGGAGAGAAACAAUUCAAAUAAUGCAGCAUGAAAUUUCGUCAUGUGACAGUUAAUGUUUUUUUUUUUCACCUGUUUUAAGGUGCGUUUUGUAAUUUAAAAAAUAACAUAGAUGCAUAUAAUUUGAUCUCUGACAAUAUAUUUUUAAGAUGUAGACGUAUUUGUAAUCAGCUAGAAUUUAUAUUCAGUGUGUAUUAUUUUAAUUCAUAGAUGUAAUAGUAUUUAACAUUUCAGUGUUCGUAGCAAAUGCCUUCUUUAAUAAUAUAUUAAACAGAUGUUGAUAGUUUUUUUGUGUUUUCUCAGUUUAUUUUUAAAAAGUUUGAUAUAUAUCUACUUAAGUCGAAUUGAAAUUAUCAGUUUUCGAAUUGAAAAAUUCGCUCUUCCAAUGGAAUUAUCGGUUGGAACUUGUGAAUUAGGCUCUUGUGUAAAUUAAGAGUCAAAGUGAUCCAAGAAGAUUAUAUUUGCUUUCAUAUUUGUCAAAUUUAAAAGUUUUUAUAUUUACUCUAUUAUGCAAUAAUAUUUUUUUUUUCCGUAUAUUGCACAUUUUCCCUCUUUUUUGUGUUGCCUAUGCGAAGUC